CUCACGCUUUGCCCAAUUAGUUCGUAGGUUGGAGUAUAGGGAAGGAGUGGGAGGGAACCUAACUCUGAGCCAGCACACCGAGUCUCUGAGUGAUCGUGUGCUUUGGUUCAUUUGAAAACUGAAAACCUCAUCCGUGGCUCUCAGUGUCUGACUGUUUCUUCUGUCAGAUUGUGUUGAAUGAAGGAUUCCCGAUGAUCGAAGUGUCCAUACCGUCGAUGGAGAAGGAAGUGGAUGAGUCGGGAAAGUCGAAAAAGCUUUUCCGAGUCGAAGUCUUGUUUAAUGAGAGGAAACAUUUUGUCCUCAGAAGAAGUAGUGAGUUCCACACACUGCACAGAAAACUCAGGAAGAUCAUUCAGACUCCUGAUUUUCCCAGUAAAAGAAAUCCUCAUCUAAGGACCAAACCACUGGAGCAGAGGAUGCAGGAGUUAGAAGACUACAUCCAGGACAUCAUCUAUCAAAAUGAAGAUGUUCCACAGGUUCUGCUGGACUUUCUCCAUCUGAGACACUUUCACACAGGAAACAAGAUGAGCAGCAUGGAGUCACUGGACGAUCUGGACAGUCAGGAUGACAAUUACACAUUCCCUCAUCAACGAGUGUUGGGUUAUUUUCAUGAUCCUUAUCUCUCUGAAUACACAUCAGGUAGGAAGGACACUCCCGCUUCCAGACAACAUUUUAAAUCCGAAUCUUCCAGACAUUGUUGUGGAUGGAGUUCUCCAAGGUUUUUACCCUCGGGAUGUCCGGGUCACUUUCACUUCCCCUACCAUCACUGAGCCCGACCCCACUACAGCUGCACUGCAGUGAAAUAUAGGCCAAGUUAAAAUAACAAAAUAGUUUUAUACAAAAUACCAGCAGGAAAGAGGAAUACAUAAGCCAUUAUCUCUACAAGUAGCACAAUAGACGACAAUGAUAUUUGAUACAUGGUUUCAGCGGGACUGAAAUGUAUCAUCAGUCUCUAUUGUAGUGAAACUCUGUGUCAGUGUUGUCUCAGCCGUGAGAGCCAACUUCCAACUGAAACUGUCCGUUUUGAAGAAGUAGACAAGCUCAUAGUGUGCAGCGAGAUUAGAUGAUUUAAUUUGUAUUUGUAUUUUCUCAUAUUUUGUUAUAUUUUUAUGCAGCCAUAAGAAAACGGGGACUAACUAAGAAGAAAUAGUUGUUAUUAUUAUUAUUAUUAGUGUGUUUUUAGAGUUGGGAUUUAAUGUCAUUGUUUUCUAAAUAUUAUUGUAUUGGUUUUUUAGUUGUAUUAAAACUUCAAACUUGUGUUUCGAUGACAAACAUCUGCUGUUAAAUAUGUAAGUCACAAGCAAAGGGCAGAGGUAUAUAAUAUAUAUAUUUAUUUUUUUCUACGUUUCUUAUUGUAAUGACACUACUAUAAACAUACAAAACUCAAUAAUAUAAUCACAGCUUUUAGUGUUUGGUAAAAUGUAAACAGUUUUUUGUUUCAUAAUUUAAAGAACUUGAAUUUGGACAUUCCACUUCAUUCCACUGCUUUACUAUUAAGUUAUUGUGAUCAUUUUUUCCCCAAAUAACUUAUUUUCAGAGGUCUUACAUUUACUCCAGCUUAACUUAAUUCACCAAUAUAUACACUACAAUACCUAAUUCUAAUACCAGACAUAAAUUGCCCAAUGGAACGGUUAAUAAGGGAAUUAAAUAAUAAUGAUAAUAAUAAUAAAAACGGCAAAGCCUUACUGUAUUUUGCAAUGAAAAGCUGGCAAGAAGGCAUUUUUAGUCAAUUUG
Messenger RNA from Cynoglossus semilaevis (tongue sole), 1734 nucleotides. RefSeq names its product sorting nexin 22 (gene snx22). The coding region runs from base 192 to 770 and encodes 192 amino acids. NCBI's taxonomy places the organism in Eukaryota, Metazoa, Chordata, Actinopteri, Pleuronectiformes, Cynoglossidae. The record is from RefSeq and is a predicted model, not a curated record. Gene Ontology annotation, molecular function: phosphatidylinositol phosphate binding. The transcript has 7 exons.